GAAUUAUGCCCCCUUUCAAUGGCGUAGAACUCGGGAUUAUGACUUUUACUAGUAUUUUUCUUUAAUAUUUUGUUUGUUGAAGUCUUUAGAAAAAUGUCUUGGGGUGGAAAUCAACAGCCUGGAUAUAGUGGAUAUGGAACUGGUGCAGCUUUUGGACAGCAGCAGCAGCCUCCCCAGUAUGGUCAACGGUCGCAACCGUAUGGAAGUCCGCAGUACGGCCAGCAGGGAUACGGUUCUCAACCGCCACCCUACCAACAGCAGCAAGCCCCACCUCCAUACAGCAGUCCACAGGGCUACGGAGGUCAGCAGCAUAAUGCUGGCUUCGGUGCACCAGCUCCUCCCCCCGGAAUCAGUCAGGAGUUAUGGGGCUGGUUUCAGGCUGUAGAUCAGGACAAGUCAGGGCAGAUAACUCCCCAUGAGUUGCAGCGUGCCUUGAUGAAUGGAAACUGGUCACCUUUUAAUCCCGAAACUUGCAGACUCAUGAUUGGAAUGUUUGACACAGACAAAAGUGGUACAAUUGGCAUUCAAGAGUUUGCUGCUCUCUGGAAUUACAUUCAGAGUUGGAAAGGAUGUUUUGAUAGAUUUGACGUCGAUAGAUCAGGCACUAUAGAUGCCGGAGAAUUCCACACAGCGAUAAGAACAUUUGGAUAUAAUCUGUCACCACAGUUUGCUGAUCUAGUUGUCCGCAAGUUUGAUAGGCGAGGGAUCAGAAGCAUUAACUUUGAUGACUUCAUCCAGGCUUGUGUGAUGCUAAAAACACUGACAGAUAAAUUCCGGGUGAAAGAUAAACAGCAGCAGGGAGUCGUACAGAUAAGUUACGAAGAUUUUCUAGAAAUGGUCCUGGAUAACACAUUAAUAAACAUAUGACAGUUUACUUUCUGUGAUUUCCUUGGAAGUAUGAUACAGGCAGUAAAUGGUGCUCUCCAAGAGAUGCCAACUGUGUGUGGAAAAAAUAAAAAUAGACAAAUCAACACAAAUAUCACCCAGAGAACUUUCCUGUUGGAACUACAUCUGACAGAAAACAACCUAGAAAUGGACUUUUUAAUGUGAUGGUUGAUCAUGAAAAUAAGAUACAAAGACAGGUGCUGGCAAUAACCACAAAACUGAAGUCUUAAAUAGUGUUGACAUUCCGUUAGAAUUUCAUAACUGAUCAUUUGUUUUAUUCAGUUUGUGCCAACUGAUUAUAUUUCAAUUAUACAAUUGAGUAGAAUAGAAGGAAGGAAGGAUUUGAAUUGUUAAAAACUCUGCACCUUUAUAUUUUAACCAGAUUAGAUUUUAUCAUCUAAACUAGGAAUGUAUUAAAUGUAUUUUCCACGACAAUCGGUUAUGAAUAAUUGAUACACCGAAACAUGUUUUUAAAAAAAACAUUAUGAGCAUAAUAUAUAUUCUUUUCCAUUUACUGUGAGGACAACAGUGCUGUUAUUUCAUGUUGACCUUUCAAGGAAGGUCCCAAAGACAUACCAGUACUGUAAACUGGGAAAACGUGUGUAAAAAAAAAAAUUGUUAUAUAUAUAUAUAUUCUUUUACAUUUACUGUGAGGACAACAGUGCUGAUAUUUCAUGUUGGCUUACAUGUACCCAGGUAAGAUCCCAAAUACAUACAAGUACUGUAAACUGGGGGAAAAUAUGUGUGUAAAACUUUUGUAUCAUUUGUAUCCAACCUUAGUAUUCAAAUUUUUUAUUCACACAUUAUUUACAUUACAGAUACACAUUGCAGUUACCAUUGGUUGGUUGUGAAAUUCACACAUAGUGAACAUGAAUUCGUGAAAAAAACCUCACAGUAAUAAUCUGGUUUACAGUAUCUUGGGUAUCUGUUAAGAAAUGAACUUGAUGGCUAGUGUGAGAGAAGUCCGUGUAUGCUCUUUCCAUCUUAAACCCAAUGGUUUUACAGGAGUGCAGAAAGUACUGGUCCACUCGACAAAUGCGAGCAACAAUUCUAAAGGACGAGCGAAAAAAUAUAACAACCAGUGAGAUGGGCAACCUAUCGUUUUGGAGACUAAAUAAAGCAUUUCUGUUUUGUUGAUUCCAUAUGUCACAAGUGGGCUAUUUGACAAGAAAUGUUGGAUGAUUUUAUUUUUGAAACCAGAUUAUGUCCAAAAUAUUACUGAAACUUUGACUUCUCACUACUACCAACAAGUCGACAACUUGAGACUGCAAAAAAGAACUGCUUCACUGGCUGGAUUAGUGCCUGGAUACCUAAUGAUGUAUUUAUAGGAAACCUAAAUCCCAAAGUGCCAUAAUUUUGUCAAAACCAUGGCAAUAAAACAUGAUCAAAUUAUCCCCCCAUCUAAAUUUGCAUCAAAUUAAUCUCCCUUAAGUAAUUUUAGAGUAAGUUUAUUUAUGUUUAAGGACGCAGUCAAAAUUUAUUAACCUCCCAUCUAUUAUUUUUUCUAUUUUUGGUAGUAAUUUUCAAAAUUUCUAAAUUGUCCCUAUAUUUAGGUUUUUCCUGCCCCGAGUCAGACCCCCAAUCAUAUCAGAAGCCGGACUCGGGAUGGGUGUGUUCGAAACCAUAAAGGUAUAUGAGCACGUUAAAAUCCUAUCCAAGUCCAAGCAUGUUAUUCCAUUAGGUCCAAAUACUAGCAAUUUAUGAAGUUCAAAGAUCCAUGUUAAUUGUUUUGCUACCCACUGCAGAUAUAUCUCCAUAGCCUUUUCAUCAGGCAAGUAUAUUGAAAAUAUGUUGUGUGGGUUCACUGAUUUUAAUAUUGAGUAUGAUAGUUGAGAGACAAUAAUUUAAACUUGGAUUGAAAUAAAGGCCAAAUCCUACGGGCAGUGGCUCCAUAAGAUACAAGAUUGGACAGAUUUCUUGGCAAGCAAACCGUUAAAUAUAUUGAUAUUUAAAAAAAGAAAAAGAGAGAAAUUGCUGUCAAUUCUUUGGAUAGAUAGAACAAAGACAGUAUCUUGCACCAUUUUGUUCAGUAGAUUCUAGUGCUAACAUCUUUCUUACAUAUAUACCCACACAUCAAUGUUGUUUAUAACUGACAUAUAGUGCUAAAUUUGUGUGGUUUUUUUGUUGUUGUUUUUUUGCUUUCUGUUGAUAAUUAAUUUUAUGCUAUUUCUAUUCGCCAUUUGAAAUGGUACAAAUAAAUAAAACAUUCUAAGAACAUUUAACAUACUGCUGUCCAGCCAUUGCCAUGAUUUUCUACAUGUACAAUACUUAGUGCAUUUUACGAAUACAAUAUAAUUAUGCACCUGUACUGAAAUGCUUUAAAUACUGAAUUCAGAACCCACAACUUAUUUUAUUGCAUUCCACUGCUUUUUAUAUAUUCUGUGGUAUAUAAAAUACAUCUUUUAAGUGAUAUGGUUUACUUUGGAUCAGUGGUUAUUGUACAUAGUCUCGCAGAGAAGUCUGUCGUAUCGAACUUUGAUUGUUCAUUAUUUAGUGGAUUCGUGUAUAUACUGGUAGGUGUUUAUUUUUGUAUUUUUAUUGAUACUGUUUUUAUAAUCACUGGACUUCUGUUUUUUGAAUGCACAUCUAUUUAUUGUGAACUUCGUGAAAAAUAUGUCGAUGUUGCUCAAUUUCAGCUGAGAACUAUUUUACAAACUUCUUAAACCAACUUUUAUUCAUCUUUUUAUCUAGGUUAGUGAAAUACGUAAAUAAUAAAAAUGUAUAUAUAUGCAUGUAAAUUUCUU
Molecule: messenger RNA, 3629 nt
Organism: Gigantopelta aegis
Lineage: Eukaryota; Metazoa; Mollusca; Gastropoda; Neomphalida; Peltospiridae
Product: programmed cell death protein 6-like
Exons: 7
Coding region: 94-867 (257 amino acids)
Molecular function (GO): calcium ion binding
Source: RefSeq, a predicted model, not a curated record